GAGCCUAGGUGGCAGGAGAGUCACCAACGUGCUGGCCCGGAAGACUCCAAACAUUUCCUCCCAUUGCCGUAGCGUUGGGUACUUUCAACCUCUCGCAGAGGAGAACUUUAAUGCAAUAAUAUUGCAACAAUUUGGUUUAAAAUGUCGACCGAAACGUCCACUGUAAAUGAUGUCCCAGAACUUCAUCGUCGUCUCGCAGAGUUAGAUCGGAGGUAUGGGUACCUCUACCCUGCUAACAUGAAUUCUCACAGGCUAACGGAACAGCGGGUCAGGCCGCGACCCCGUGCCGCGCCCAGACCCCAGGCUGAAAGUGCGCCUGUUGUUCCAGAACCAGCGGCAACGGAAGUUGACGAUUGUGAGCGCUUGGGUACGUUCUUCGGUGAGCUGAACAAGUGCCUGCGACAGAUAGGAUUCACGCAGCUGUACUUCGGGGAGAAGAUCGUGGAGCCAGUGGUGUACCUGCUCUUUUGGGCAUUGAUCUGGUUUCUGGGCAUCCAGGCGCUGGGCUUGGUCGGAACCCUGUGCAUUGUCAUCAUCUACAUGCAGAAGUAGCCUAAUAAUCUACAGUCACCCACAAGUCAGACUGGGCAAAACGUGAAGGAAAUGUAUACGUUUGCAGUGUGCCUCCCUCACUGUGUGUGCGUGUGUGAGUGAGUGAGACCUAUGAAGAGUGAGAGAGCGUACAAGAGGCACAUGCCUACAUAUCAAAUUGUAUACCCAAUAGCUAGUAAGAUACAAAAUAGAGGUAAUGCUUUCUAACGGGUUUUUCUACCUUGAGUUUUUUUUUUUUUUUAAACGUGCAGUCAUUUGUGUACUAUCUGAAAUACAUUCAGGGAGAAGCUCCUUUACAUGGGUGCAUGUGUAGUAAACGGUGGAGGAGCGUUAUGCAUAUUUAUGACUAGCAUGAAUGUUUAUGCAGUACAUUGCACUUAAUGUUCAAAAACAAGCAAAUCAUAUUGAAACACGAAUGCUGUCACCAUGAGCUUUAAUGUUGCUUGCUUCGUCCCCCAAAUCAUUCCUGCAGUCUUCCUGCAUUCCUGCAGUGUCACCAACAGGGGGUGAUGUUUCCCCGGUUCUGCAUAUAGUAGGUUAACAUGGGAAACACAAGCUGCAAGUGGUUCUUACCCGCGUCGGUCGUUCAUUAACAUUAUUUACUUGAAUGCAUGCUUUCCCUUGAAUGAGCACUGCAUGGGAAUAUGAAUGGGUUGUUGGAUGUAAUACUGUGAGCUCCCAGAUGCCUUUUCCAGUUUUCUUUUUUUUUUUGGUGGAGGAUUUAACUUAUUGCAGGAUACUACACUGUGUACACUAUCCAGGUCAUUGGAGACCUGUCUAAAUACUGUAAUAACAGUGUAUAAUGUUAAAUAAGUGUUAAAUGUUAAGACAUACUGGAUAUGAUGUGUAAACUUAAUAUAUCCUUUAUCACUGGAAUGAAGUUUUGAUCACAUACCGUAAUUUCCCAAAUAUUAGCCGCGGUUUAUACAUUGAUUUUGCAAAAUUUCUUAAGCUAUGAGGUGAAUACACAGGGCAGUUAAUAUGGUAUUAAUGUAUUUUUUUACUUGUAUAAAACACUGUCCUGCGGCUAAUAAAAAGGAAAUUGCUGUAGGUAUAGGGAGUGAUUAACUGUUCUUAGUUGUUUUUUUUUUUUAUUCAACAAAAAAAAUUAUUGGGAUUGUGCCAGGAUCAAUUUAAGUCUAACUGCAAGCUGCUUUCUGUUUACUAACACUCUUUGGGUUGAACGAUGAUACAUUAAUUAAGCACAGACAUUGUGGUACAAGUGAGGCUAGGAAAUAAUGAUUUCUUGUGUAGCAUUGGUGCCACAUGUUACAUCUUCACCUGUAACAUUUGUAAAAUCAGGUGUGGGAAUACAAGGACUUGAGAAUGGUUGAGUCUUGCCCACCAUAGGCCAUGCUUUGUGCCAUAUUGUCACAAGGAAUUCCUAAUCAUUUAUUUUUUUAUUUUUUAAAUGUUAACAUAUCGAUUGAAAUGGCAGUUUUAAACAAAGAAAACAUGUUAUGCAUAUUUGCAAUACAAAGGAUGUUGAAUGCACUUUUUAAUUAUCGUAAUAAACAUAAAUACCUUUU
Molecule: messenger RNA, 2081 nt
Organism: Alosa alosa (allis shad)
Lineage: Eukaryota; Metazoa; Chordata; Actinopteri; Clupeiformes; Clupeidae
Gene: fam241a
Product: family with sequence similarity 241 member A
Exons: 2
Coding region: 142-552 (136 amino acids)
Cellular component (GO): intracellular membrane-bounded organelle
Source: RefSeq, a predicted model, not a curated record